AUGAUCCGUUCAAUACGCCUCCCAAUCCGUCAACUACGGCUACCAACAGCUGGCCUAGCUGCUACAGGCUCUAGAUCAUUCGCCUCAGCCGCGGCUCGGCGAGAAAGCUGUGCAUGCGGCUCCAACACCCACCUAACCUACCCCGACUUUAAACUCCCCCUCAAUACAACAACCCCCCUCUCCACAACCGGCCCCUCCCUCUGGCGCCACAUCAUCCUCGCCACCGGUCCCAAAACUCAAGACACCUGGCCCCACAACCCCAACAAAGACCCUGACUCCAUCGCCGGCGUAUUGGAGAAAAUGCAAAAAGAGCGUCCAGACGCACGAGAGAAACCAAUCAUGAUCGGGCUGGCUACGUUACCGAAGAGUACGGUGGAGGGGAUGGAGAGGUUAUGGGUGUUUCCGGAGGGUGUGUGUGUUGAUGUUUCGAGUGCUGAUGUGGAGAGCGGGCGGAUCGAUGUAUGGCGACAUCUCCUGAAACCCUCCGAGGAGCUGGAGGAGAUGUUUGGGCCCGAGGAAGGAGAGGAGGGUGGAGUUAUCCUGAUCUGUGGCCACACAGCCCGCGACCCCCGCUGCGCCCUCGCCGGCCCCAUCCUCCUCUCCCAAUUCCUCUCACCCACCUCACCCUCCUCCCAACUACCGCCAAAUUGGAAAGUAGCGUUGACGACCCACGUCGGCGGCCACGCCUACGCUGGAAACGUCAUCGUCUACUCCAGACACCCAAAGAGGGGUGUGUGGUAUGGACGGGUUACGCCGUGUGAUGUUGAGGAGAUUGUGGGGAGGACGGUUAGGGGUGGGGAGGUUGUUGAGAGGUUGCUGAGGGGGGUUGUGGAGGUUGAGGCAGGUUGA
Molecule: messenger RNA, 849 nt
Organism: Saitoella complicata NRRL Y-17804
Lineage: Eukaryota; Fungi; Ascomycota; Saitoellomycetes; Saitoellales; Saitoellaceae
Exons: 1
Coding region: 1-849 (282 amino acids)
Source: RefSeq, a predicted model, not a curated record